ACUCAUCCUUGACGCACACAUGUUACCCGGUGACAGAUGAGACUUAAAACAGUCUCUGGGUCACACAGGUCUCAGAACACAACAACAACAGAGAAUAGUAAUGAAAGGCUGAAAGGGAAUAGAACCUGAUUAUUUUUUUUGUUUUUUAGUUUGUGAAAUAAAACCAGCUCAGUCAUGUCCGGAGCGCUAGCUAGGAUACUCUUUUACCCGACGUUAGCCUACAAUGUUGUUUUGGAGAAGGUGUCUUCCAGGCGGUGGUUCGACCGAGUGGACGAGACGGUGGUUCUCGGAGCUCUGCCCUUCAGAUCCAUGACCAAACAGCUGGUAGAAACAGAAAACAUUCGAGGAGUUAUCACCAUGAACGAGAAGUAUGAGACCGCGUAUUUCUGCAACUCAGCCGAGGAGUGGCAGGCCGCAGGCGUGGAGCAGCUGAGGCUGAGCACAGUGGACCUCACCGGCGUCCCCAGCCUGGAGAAGCUGCACAGGGGUGUGGAGUUUGCUCUGCAGCACAGACAGCAAGGAAGCAGCGUGUACGUCCACUGUAAGGCCGGACGCUCCCGCAGCGCCACGCUGGCCGCGGCGUACCUCAUACGGUUACACUGCUGGACUCCGGAGGAGGCCUGUCAGAAGCUGGCGUCGGUUCGCCCACACAUCCUGGUUCGCUCCGCUCAGCUGGAGAUGCUGAAGAAAUAUUACCAGCAGGUGUGUGGACAGUCCAGCUGAGAGAGUUCGAGGGGCUGAUCGGACCCUGUUAUGUUCCCGCUGAUGCUGGAAGACUGACCUCAGAGCCUUGAUCAAAGCCACGCUGACCUGGGACACACUGGGCCGUCUCUUCAGAGAGUCCAGCUCAACAUCAUACUCAACUACUGAAGAGUGAAUGUCAAACAAGUUAUCAAGUUAUUUUAUUUAAGUUAAUCAAUGACAAAUCAGUUAGACGAAAGACAUUCAAAUCAUUUUUAACUUGAAGCUCAAAAUUAUGUUGACAGAAACACAUUCCCUGUGUCUGGUGAUGUUUUUUUCCAGCCCCAUCACUAUGUUCAGCCAAAAAUUCUUCCAAAUAAACAACACUUCAGUUCUGUUCACAUGUGUCUUUAAUAACAAAAGGCUGCUCUUGUGAGCUGCAGUCUGGACAUGGACAUUUUAGACUCACUGUCUUUAUUAAGACAUUUUAUUUUACAUUUCUAGUAUGUUCCCACGGUGCCUCAUUGCUGACAGUGAUGUUAAAUAAAUGUGUGACGUGUUACACACUAAUGGUUAUUCUUAUUUAUUUCCAGCAUUUUUGGUAUUUACUUACAAAUGCAUGUGUGUAGAAAAAGAUGCAGUAAAAAAAGUAUACUCAAUGCAAGCUGAGGGGGUUCUUUAUGCACGAAGAUGCUUUGAAUGAAAUAAAGUCAGAAAAAUACCUCAGAAAUUAUCUGUGAGGACGAGUGGGUGAUCGUUUUGCAUGCUGUGAUUUAUUUCUGACUAGUCCACAGUCGGUUGUCAGAUAAUAAACUUGUGCAUUAAUGUCUCA
This is a messenger RNA of Mugil cephalus (flathead mullet), 1513 nucleotides long. RefSeq names its product protein tyrosine phosphatase mitochondrial 1 (gene ptpmt1). Bases 175 to 723 code for a protein of 182 amino acids. Lineage: Eukaryota; Metazoa; Chordata; Actinopteri; Mugiliformes; Mugilidae. Gene Ontology annotation, molecular function: protein tyrosine/serine/threonine phosphatase activity; phosphatidylinositol-4,5-bisphosphate 5-phosphatase activity; phosphatidylglycerophosphatase activity. The transcript is spliced from 4 exons. The record is from RefSeq and is a predicted model, not a curated record. Gene Ontology annotation, biological process: protein dephosphorylation.